GGCAGGGGCAGCAAGAUGGGAUCACAGAGGCGGGUCCUCCUAUCCUUGUUGCUGUGGGUCUCAGGUGCCCAUGGGGACAUCACGAUGACUCAGUCUCCAGGCUCCCUGGCUGUGUCUCCAGGUCAACAGGUCACCAUGAACUGCAGAGCCAGUCAGAGUGUUUACAGCAAUGUAGCCUGGUACCAGCAGAAAUGUGGGCAGGCUCCCAGGCUCCUCAUCUAUGGUGCAUCCAGGAGGGCCACGGGCAUCCCAGACCGGUUCAGUGGCAGUGGGUCUGGUACAGACUUCACCCUCACCAUCAGCAACCUCCAGGCCGAAGAUGUGGGAAACUACUACUGCCAGCAGGAUAAUAACUAUCCGCCCACAGUGCUUCAGCCUCGAACAGAAACCUGCUCCUCGGGGCCACGGGUCAUGGAGGAUUUCCUGCACCAGCUGCUUCCUCUUCGCUCAGCCCUGAACAUACAAAACCCCAGGCUGCUCUCAACAUCCUUAAAGGCAGCUAUCAGGGCCCCCGAGGAGCAGCCUCUAGUCCAGCUCUCCAAGAUGGGGUCUGUGGCUCCCCUGCUAUGGAUCAUGCUGCUCUGGGCUUCAGGCUGCACUGGAGACAUUGUGCUGAUUCAGUGUCCAGCCUCUUUGACCGUGUCGCCAGGGCAGAGGGCCAUCAUCUCCUCUUCUACAGGUGGAAGGACCCCAGGGACUUCUAAGCCAGGACUCCCUCACCCACGAGCUGCUGAUUUGCUUCUUCCUCUGCAACCACAAAACCCUUGGAAUUGGAUGUGGGUGGGAACUCAACUGUCUCACCCUCAGAGGCUCUGGAGACCUAAGGUGCAGCCCAUUACUGUUGCCAGCAGGGGGCAACCACCUACCCACAGUGUUGGAAACAGCAACAAAAACUCCAGCUGUGGGCCCAGCUGUGCUCCCUCUGAUACCCUGAAGGUCAUGGUCUCUGCUUCUGAGUCUGGGAGACCUCACCAUGGCUAUCUGUGGUGCCUGGGCUUGGCUGACUGUAGAAGACGCUUGGAUUUCAGAGGGAAGAGGAGGAGCAGGGUCUGGGUAAUGGGUUGGUUCUCAAAGGGCUCCGUUUUGGCGGCAGCCUGGGUUGUGAAGGGAAAGGUGCAGGUGUGA
Enhydra lutris kenyoni (northern sea otter) is the source of this 1125-nucleotide messenger RNA. RefSeq lists its product as uncharacterized. The record is from RefSeq and is a predicted model, not a curated record. Bases 16 to 1125 code for a protein of 369 amino acids. The transcript is spliced from 5 exons. NCBI's taxonomy places the organism in Eukaryota, Metazoa, Chordata, Mammalia, Carnivora, Mustelidae. Gene Ontology annotation, biological process: immunoglobulin production; immune response.